GGAACCACUUUCCAUUGUUCCUUCCUGAUGACAGUGUAUUCAUUCCUCCUGCUGGACACACUAUGAGACUUAGAGUGUUGAAAAAGACUCUGAUGGACACCUUGAGUAACAUCAGGGGCAAGACAAUAGUGGAUGUUGAAAGGGCUGUGUUUAUUGAUGCACAUGAUGCAGGACAUGAAAGAAGCAACUUAUACAAACAAAUUCGUGUUCCCAGUAAAGAAGCCAUGAUACACCAUUACAGAAUAUUCCCAGGGAAAUCCCCUCAAAAAUGGUCAGACUACUUUGAAAAAAUCUGUGAUACUAAUGACAAGUGUGAAAAAUUCAAUGCCAGUCAUCCAACAGCACAAGUUAAAUUUAUCAGAAACAGGAACAUGUGGAAGUUCUCUCAGCAAUUGACAAGCAAAGUCUCUAAACUAGUUGCAAGUUUGCCAAUCCAGUGCAAAAUAUCUUUUAAAACCUGGGAAUUAGAUGCAGAUUACCUGGAAAGCUGUCAAGAUUGGACUGUUUUGACUGGAUAUAUUUGCUCCAAGAAUCCCUAACCUGGAAUGGGGGGAAAAAGUCACUCCUCAGUCUGUUUUCCUGGCCUUUGUUGUUAUCACACAGCAUCCUGUGAGAUAUUUUUGACUGUGCUAAUAAUAAGUCUUCAAGAUUUCAGUGGAUGCAAGUAUGAAAAGGGCUCAUAUCUUGAGUGUUUUGAUCCCAAUCUGGGUCUUUGUUGUGAUAUUCUUGAGCAACUCAGACCAUGAAGACUUAUUACAGCACAUUUCAAUGCUACCCAAAACCCACCAAAUCCAUGAAAUCAACAAUUGCACCUUAGUUUUCUGCAAUGCCUUCAAGGCUCUCAAUCAGAGCACAAAAAACAUGGCUGCUGAAUAUUGGGAACAUAUCUUACCUUACAAUGGAAAUUCCUCCAAUGGCCAAUGGCAGCCAGUACUUGGCAAAAGUGACAAAUCCUUUGUAUUUUCUGCAUUUUAUGAUGGGAUUGACAAUGUGAUCAAGGUGGUGGCCAUAUUGGACCAGAACAGUUCAGAAGGACUUCUGUGUGCUUACUUUGACAAAGACUUGGAACCCAUUUACCAAUAUUUCAACAAAAGUUAUACGGUCAAAGCGUUUCCCUCAAAAUCCCAAUUUUAUGCUCCCCAAGACUCUGGAUUCUGGGAACUUGUCAUCUUAUGUCCCUAUGUGUCUCAGACUGUGGAAUAUGUGUCAAUUUUUGAAAAGACAAGAUUGGGGUUGAGUCCUGGAAAUUUGCUGAAGGUUUUGAAGCCAGUGGGCCUCAAUAAUCAAACAAGGUCAGGGGUUUCUGUCUGCUCAAAAGUCAUGAGCAGGAAUUUCAAGGAUGUUGUGCAGAUCAUAGAAUACAUAGAACUGCAUGCUGUCAUAGGAGUGAGGCUCUUCAUUUUCUAUGUCUACAGUUGCAGCAAACAAGUGGCAUGUGUGUUCAAGCACUAUGCUGAUCAGGCCAUGAAGUUUUUCCAAGAAAACCAAAGUGAAGUGCAAGUGCUGGUGACUGAUUAUGAGUUCCCUUACACUUGGUUUGAGUCUGUAGAAUUUGGUCCCUACAGUGCCUUGGCAGACUGUUUCUUCAGGUCUCAGGCCCUGGGGAUGAAGUACACAGCUGGUCUGGACUUUGAUGAACUAAUAAUCCCUGGUGAAGACAAAGCUCUUGACCAAGUGCUCAACUCCAUGCAGCAAGAGUUCCCAAAUGGAGGAUCAUUCUUGUUCUUUUACAGAAAGCAUUUCCCUUUAUUCUUUCCUGAUGACCAGGAACACCCAAGGUUCCAUGAUGAUGAAGGACUCAUGGAAAUUCCCCUGAGGCCUCUGAGGAAGACCUGGAUGGACAACUUUACCCAGUUGGUUGGCAAGUCUGUGGGGGUCAUAGAGAGGACACUGUUUGUUGGUGUGCACUAUGUGGACUUCUUCAGACACACCAAGUUCCACCAUGUCUGGGUACCAUGGGAGGUGGGGCUCAUACACCACUACAGACACCUUCCUGGUCUGAGUCCCAAACAGUGGGAAGACUAUUUCUUGGGUACAAUGAACCACACAAUACACCUAAACAAGUCUGGGCAUGAGUUUGUGAGGGUCAGGACAGCUUGGAGGUAUGCCUCUAGAUAUUUCUUUUGGUUCAUCUUGAGACUCAAGACUGGUGUCAUGGUGGUGAGUGAUGAUGACCACAGAUUUAUGAGAAGACCAAACCCUGGGGCCUGCGUUUUUAACUGGAGCAGAAGUGGUGGUGGUGGUGCUGCUGGUGCUGGUAUUGGUGGACCACAAUGGUUCAGUGUCAGGGUCUCUGGUGGACUCUCUGAUGGAAGGCAUGGUUAA
Molecule: messenger RNA, 2325 nt
Organism: Notodromas monacha
Lineage: Eukaryota; Metazoa; Arthropoda; Ostracoda; Podocopida; Cyprididae
Source: the annotation of a GenBank genome assembly